AGCGACGCACGCGCUGAAACCUCACGAGGCAAUUGUUUUCCUCGCGUGUCCGCAGCGCGAGCCAGUGGUGCAGCUUCGUGCGACCGCGCAGGUCUCGUGUUUUCCACCACGGACAGUAAUUAGAGAGCUGGUGCGACCCCUUCACAGAGCUCCCACUCCACUGCGACUAUUAUUGUCCACACACUGAAACGUGGGUCAACGUUUAGUGCGUAAUUUGGCGCAACUGGACGCGCAACUCAACGAGGAAUUUCCCUCCUCCCAACUCUGUCUGUGGGUCUCUGCCCAUCGGAAAGGCUGGUUCUCCCGCUAAGGUGUGACAUUCUCGGCGUGCCUCACUGGACCCACAGCCGAAAAGAUGACGGACCCAAACCCGCCAGACUCCGCCGGCGUCCCGGAACCGGCUUCUGGAGUGGAGCCCACGGCGGUGAACGGCCAGUGCGAGCAGACGGAGAACAACACAGAAAGUCAGCGAGAGGGUUUCAAGAUGGAUCAGGAGAUGAAGAUAACAGAGAGCAUUGAGGAUCGGGGUCUUCUGGAGAGCAGCAUGCGCCUGAAGCCUCAUGAAGCACAGAGUUACCGAAAGAAAGCUCUGUGGGUGUCCUGGGCGUCCAUCAUGGCCACCAUCAUCCUGGCUGUCGCCGCUUUCACUGUGUCCAUCAUGCGCCACAGCGCCUCUGCUUUUGGAUUCGCUUUUGACGCCACGCUGGACGUGUUGUCCUCCGUCAUUGUGCUGUGGCGCUACAGCAACGCAGCCGCUGUCUAUUCUGCGCACCGUGAAUACAUAGCCUGCGCGAUCCUGGGAGUGAUCUUCAUCCUGUCCUCCCUUUGCAUCAUGGGAAAGGCCAUCCAUGACCUGGCCACCAAGCUGCUGCCAGAAGUGGACGACUUCCUGUUCGGCGUGUCCAUCGUCAGCGGCCUGGUGUGCGUCGUCCUGGCCAUCAUCAAGUUCAUGCUCGGCAAGGUGCUGACCAGCCGAGUGCUCAUCACCGAUGGAUUUAACUCUCUGGUUGGAGGCAUCAUGGGGUUCUCCAUCCUCAUCAGUGCUGAAGUGUUCAAACAUGAGCCCAAGGUGUGGUACCUGGACGGAACAGUAGGGGUCCUCAUGGGCCUCAUCAUCCUCACCUAUGGAGUCAAGCUGCUGCGGGACAUGAUCCCCCGGGUCAGGCAGACCACCAACUACGAGCGCUUUGAGUGACGGGUCACACAGGACACAAAGGGACAGACUGGGGACAGGAAAGACACUCUGUCCACAGAAACCCACUCAUUCUUGGAGCUGAAAACGUCUCUGUCCGCCCACGACUGGACUGACAGUGACAGCAGUGACGGAUGAAACCUUUCUGAACUUUUCUGUGUUUUCCAGUGUACAUACAGCAUAUCUCACCCCGGGUCACAGUGGGUGGGCUCUCCGCUUCUUCUCGCCUUCAUUCGUGUCCAGAGAUUCAACUCACGGUUCCUGAAGGCCGGCGCUCUGCUGGACUGAAAAACGCUGCAGCUGAUUGAUGGAGCGGCUCUCGAUUACCACAGUUUGACUUUUUUAUGACUACAGAGAGGAUGUGUCAGUGCAAAGGUCCAUUUGGCAGAGGAAGCAGGUACGGUGCGAUGGUGGCUCAGCUCCAGCUCUCAGCCCGGUCCAAAAUGUCUUUUCUUUAUUUUGACAACCCCCCCCAAAAAAAUCCCAUUUUACGUUAAACUUUUUGUUUCUAGAAUCCAAAAAUUUCAACUGAAAUCUGAGUACAAAGAUUCAAAUAUGGAGUCAAAAUUAUUAUGAAACUUAAAGUUUUUGUCAAAGAUUUCUCAACAGAUCAAUAAUUUAAAGAUCCUAAUUUUUAUUUAGUCCAAAAGCUACUAGUGUCUAGUUAGUUUUACCGUAUUUGACUGAUUGAUUAGAAGCUGUGAGCAUUACAGAGUAGAAGAAUUUGGUUUCUAUGAGCAAAGCAAACUAAUAUAAGCAGCCAAAAUAAAAACUAUGACUUGGAGAUUGAUUGAUUUAACAGCAUUUAAGACAUAUUUGACAAAAACUUCAAAUUAGGUAGAGGGCAGUAAUAAUUUUGACUUCAACUUUAUGUAUGCGAGACAGUCGGACAAAUAGAAAUAAGUCAAAGUUUAAUAUUUUUCCUCAUAUUAAGCCUAUGUAGUAAAGUAACUGAACAGGGUCAGUAAUUUCACCCUCUACUGACCAAAAGAAGUUACUGCAACAUCUACAACAAAUCCAUUUAAACCUGUUUAGUUUUAGUUAUUUCAGCUAACUCUUUUUUAAAUUUAUUUAUUAAUCUGAAACUAACCCAUCAACUUUAAAGCCUGAAUAAACAUCCUUCAUGUUCAUAAUUUACUUCUUUCCUGACUGGAAAUACAUCAUCCAAGCUAUUAACUGUCUUUGGUCAUAAAUAAAUCUGAAGCCUUAAUUUUGCAGAUUGUAAAAAUGUAAAUAUUAGUAGACAGUCAGAUUUGAUUUGUUGGAUGUGAAGGUCAGGUUACAGCAGGAUAUUGUUCUUUUUAGGAGCUUUCCUCAUAGCUGUAAAUGAUUGUAAACACUGUGCUUUGAUGCUAAUUUGAUUGUAAAAUAAAUCCGUCUUUUAUUGCAGCAUAAUCUCAACAUGGAAACUGUAGUUUAUGCUGCAGCAUUAAAACCUGGGAUGAAAAGUGAAAGUUUACAAGUUUAGCUUGGUGAAUUGGGGAAUAUGGGGAGUAUUUUUUUCUUUUGCGUCCCCUCGCAGUUUUGCGACAAAUAUUAAAUAAGUUGCAUAUUGGUAAAUUUCCCUAUUUAAAGGUUUAAUAGAACAGCUUUAAAUGAGAUGCUUCCAGACCAUUUAUACUUUUUGGAUGAUUUUUAAUUCGCCUCUUGGUGAAGACUCUAAACAUCAGACAACAAAUACUUUACCAGAGUAUUGCACUUUUUUAUUUGCAGUUGAAAAACACUAGGACAUUUCAGCAAGAUAGUUUUAUGUAGAGGGUGAAGUCAUUGGACUUUGUGCAAAAAUAUAUAGUCCACACUAAAGGAUUAUAAUGUUUUAUGCUGCCAGCUAUUCUAUAAAAGCCUUGAUUAAUUAUUAAAGUCAAUUUUCAGUUGGUGUUACUGAUAAAUUGAUCAAAAAGAAAACAAUCUCAUGAUAAAUUGUGAUAAAAAUAAGAGUGAUUCCGGACGGUAUCAGCUUUUUAUUUAUUCACACAAAAACGUUCUUUCUUUUUAGGAAAACAUUUCAACUUAAUAAAGUUAAAAUAAUUCAAAAUAGUCUUGUUAUGUUUUUCUGGGGAUUCUGUUAAUUCUGAAAACAACUGGUUGCACCAGGUGUAUGAUUUUAUUUGCAAAAACCAUAAUGAUACAACAAUAUAUAUGGCUGUAAACUGAACUGGACUUG
This is a messenger RNA of Poeciliopsis prolifica (blackstripe livebearer), 3356 nucleotides long. RefSeq names its product transmembrane protein 163-like. The record is from RefSeq and is a predicted model, not a curated record. Gene Ontology annotation, cellular component: synaptic vesicle membrane. NCBI's taxonomy places the organism in Eukaryota, Metazoa, Chordata, Actinopteri, Cyprinodontiformes, Poeciliidae. Gene Ontology annotation, molecular function: zinc ion binding. Bases 356 to 1195 code for a protein of 279 amino acids. The transcript has 9 exons.